GUAUACUGUUUCGGCCAUGCCUGUUUUCAUUCAUAUACCUGCUAUACAUGUUCCUGAUACCAUUUCUUCCAGUGCCAUCAUCGACCACUUUAACAGGCUCGACGGGAAUAUUUCUCAAAGUCACACUGGGCAUCACAGGCUUGUUAACGCUAGUACAAACGGCAUUUCAAAUUGCCUUAGUUGUAGCAAAACCAUACGCCCAAUUUUUAGAUGACAGUCCGACGAUAGAAGACAUUCUAUUUUAUAUAGGAUUAGUUAAGUUAAAUAACCUUACUGUAUCUUAUAUUAUAGUAUGGAUUGGACCAGAUUUUCUAAUGAUGAUCACUCUGUUGGCUGUUUUCUUUGCUUUGAGAAAAAUAAAUCCUGUAGAAGCAGUAGUUGUACAAAGUGAAACCGGAACAGUUGAUAUCACCGUAAAAACUCAACCAAAGACAGACUAUACACAAUACUUCGUGGCAGUAGGUCGCUAUGUAACAUUGAUAAUGUUAUGCUUAGCAGGAAUUUUAAGACCAUCAGUAGAAGGAGGAAUAUAUUAUUUGCUAUUUUUAGCAAUGGCGACAUGGUGGGCGUGCUAUAAACAAUUGAAACGAGGAUUUGCUAUUGUUCUGCGAUGUCUUAUACCUUUCGUUAUUCUCCACCUGUGUGCUUUAUACAUAAUUAAUUUUAAGUUUAUUCAAACUUACCUUCCAGAAGAUGGUCCCUAUGCGAGAUAUUUCGACUUGGCACCUUUUGUUACAACAACAAAAACAUUAGGAACACUACAUAGUAAUAGUACCGAGACUUUUAAUGUAACCCUGCCAAUUAUUAGUCAUAAUAGCACAUCUACCAUUAAUAAGAAUACACCAUUGACCGUGGACUCCGACGAUAGAAGUUUAUUGUACUUUUUUGAAAGAGAAAUUACUUUUUAUAUCUAUCCCGUAAUUUUAUAUUUAUUAUUUUUCUUAUUAGUACUUGAGAGUAGCGAACUCUUAAAACCGGAGCAAAUAAGGAAGAGUGGAGUGCCUUUUCCUAGUGCGGAUAGUAGAUUAUCUAGAAAAGUUUCUUCAAGAUUGUCUAAACAAAAACUUUUAACACCCACUGCGGCUCAGAAAUGGCAAAAAGCUUCUCGUAAAGUUCGAAUGGCUUUAAAGAAAGAACUUGCUGAAGCCACAGAAUCGACGCCAUUAUUACGAGGCCCUACUAGGCGAUCGAAACGCAGUUCUGGAAGGGUUUUCCAAGACUCUACUGGAAGUGUAACCGUGACUGGUGAAAACGAGGAUAUACCUAUGGAUGUUUUUGAAGAAGAAGAGGAAGAAUAUGAUUUUACUCUGUUUCACAACAUUAUUUUUGCUCUGGAUGCUAUUAUGCAAUAUGUAGUUCGAUCAUCGUAUAUAGCAACAAAUAUAAUUAUGAUGGCAUGGAGUAUAACAUACUUAAGUUGGAUAACGUUUGUGCUUCUCCUUUGGGCCAACUUAAUCUGGCUUAUACCUAAUCAAAGGAAACGCAUGCUUAUGUCCAGUCCAUUUCUGGUCCUCUAUGCUCUCUUCUUAUUAUUAUCGACCUAUAUAUAUUGUCUAAGACUUACCGAUGAUGAGUUACCGUCCUCAGUAGACUUGGACGAAAUAGGAUUUCAAAAACCAGAAGGGCCUGCGUUUAUACCUUUGUUGGUUAAGAGUCUUUAUACUGUGAUGUUUUGGAUUACUUUAAGGCAGUAUAUGCAUGAAAAAAUGGAACAGAAGCAGACUAGCGCCUUGGCAGAUAUGGUAGCUCCUUUACAAGUUACAGUUGGAACUGCUACAGGCGUUAAAAAAGAACAAGAAACCGGAGGAAGCAAGUUCAUGACCAAAUUGGGACAGUUUAUCAAUCAUUUUCUUAUUAAAUUUUGGAUAUGGGUUGUAGCAAUAACUUUAUUCGCAGUGGCUAUAACCGGUUCUAGAAUGACCGUUUUCAGAAUUUUGUACAUGACUCUGUUCUUAUUUUUUAUACUCUCGUUCCAAUUUUCAUUCAGAGCUUGGAGAAAAGUAAUGUUCGGUUUUUGGUUGACGGUAAUUAUAUAUUCCAUGAUCAUAUUAAUAUUAAUAUACACUUACCAGUUCAAGCGGUUUCCUUCUUAUUGGGCAUCAUAUCUCCACAUACAAGAAGAGCAGCAACACGAUAUAGGAUUAGAACAAUAUAAGACGAAGCAAUUAUUCGUAAGGCUGGUGACACCCACAUUCUUCGUAAUUGUAACCGUUAUACAGUUACAUUACUUCCACAACGAUUUCAUGAAACUUACAGACCCCAAACGCACUCCACCUCCUAAACCAGAUAAACCCGAAUCAGAUGUGGUACGAAAUGAAAGCUUAGAAGAAAGUUCUAUGCAGGGCGGAGCUUAUAUGGACAGAAGCAGGGAAUCGACUUCUAAAUACUAUUCCGAGCAAGAUCUUACGAUUGUGCCAUCUGUGAUAAUGGCAAAAUGGUAUGAAAAACUGUUGAAGGCAUUUUUGUAUACAAAGCAUGUGUUCUUCCUAUUUUUGGAAAUACAUAUGUUGAAGAUAGUACUAUUCUUUGCUAUGUUGAUGUGUAUAUACGACAAAGCAGCUCUGUACUUUAUCAUAGUUAUACUUAUAACGUUCUCGUUCACCUUUGGCCGAAGUAUGCAGAUGUUUACAACAUAUUUUACAUCUGUUUUCGUUUCUGCACUUAUAUUGGGACGCAUGAUUUACCAAAUAUCAUAUAUUAAUGACAAAUCAUGGGAUGUCAAUUGUACGGUUCACAAUAAUAAGGAUAUAAACCAAACCAUUGUCAACAACGGACCUUGGCUUGGUUUUAGCAAACUUUCAGAAAUAGAUCAAAACCUACCAGAAAUCGUUCGUUGGAAUAUUAUAUUUAUAGUGAUAAUGACACUGUGGAAAGUUGUUGACGUGCGGCAGUUUAAUUAUCGAUUGUCACGAGGUCGUUCCACAGAGAGAAGAUUUUUCAUGUUUCCUAGAAUAACCAGAGAUGAUGCUGAUAAAGAUUUAAGACAUUUUGCAAAGUAUAUGGCAAAUUAUGGAUUUUAUAAAUUUGGAGUAGAGAUCAGUUUUAUAUUGAUGGUAGUGUUGAUCGGUGUCAGAAUGGAUUUAUAUUCCUUGCUUCACAGCAUCUGGCUUUUAAUAUUAUUCGCUCUGCCUAGAAGGAUAUUAUCACAAGUAUGGCUUAUUUAUUUGGUGUUUAUAGCUAUCUCGAUACCAUUCCAAUAUUUCCAUGCCGUUGGAUUACCACCAAGUUUAUGUAUAGAGUAUCCGUGGAACGUACCAGAUCUGAUUCUAAGAAGUUUACAAGAAUGGGCAUUCCUUUUGGACAAUUAUACACCCCCACCGGUUCGAAAGUUAGUUUUCGAUUUUAUGUUACUAAUGGCCGUAUCUCGACAGUGGGUUGUAUUCAGAAUAGAAAAACGGUACGCUGGUAAGGAUUAUGCAGGAGGAUCAAAUGAAAGCAUCAUUCACCAUGCCGAAGAAAAAGAUUUUGUAAAUCCCGUACCAGACUACAUAACUUUUGUACGAUCCUACUUGGACAUCUGUAAAAAAGCAGUUCUUCAAAGUUUCUUAUGGAUAACACUAGCUGUAGUAUUUUGGGCUGGAACUUCCCGUACCAAUAUAUUUUCAUUAGGAUAUCUAUUGUGUGCGUUCAUAUUUUUGUGGCAUGGAUCAGACUUCUAUUUACGACCAAUUCCGAAAAUCCUUCGAUAUUGGCAAGCUCUUUUAGGGUUCAAUGUCGCAGUGAUUUUCUUUAAAUGUGCCUUCCAAAUAUUAGGAUGUAUAUACCCAACCUAUAUUCCAAAAAAUGUUUGUUGGUUAAUUCAGAUAUUUGGAAUCACUUGCGUCCGAAACUAUUUGAGUGCAACACAGAGGUCCAUAAUCGAAAUUUUAGACAACUCGACUGAUUGUACCAUUCCCUCUGAAGGGAUUACAUGGGAUGUCAUUUGCUUCAUUAUGUUGAUUCUACAGAAAAGACUUUUCAACAGUUACAACUUUUUCCAUAUAGUAGAUGAUACUAAAGCAACGGCGAUUUUAGCUUCUAGAGGUGCUGAGCUUAUGGAAGAAAUGAGGCAAAAAACGAUGAAAGAACAAGAAGAAAUAGAAAAAAGAGUUCUUGAGAAAAUUAAGGAGAAAAUGGAACGGAUUAAGGCGAAUCAACAAAAAAUUCAAGAUUCAAUCUCUGCCGGUAGAUCACAUUAUACUAUCAAAACUCCAGUGACGUAUAAACAGGCUAUAAGGUCGGGUGAUUAUUACAUGUUUGAUGAAAUAGAAGAUGAUGAUAUAGAUCUACUACCCGAAGAACAGGAAUCUCUUGAUGAAUUUGACGUUGGAUUAACGCCAUAUCUGGGAGAGAUAGCGGAACACGAACCUAAAAGUGUGAGAAUACAAGAUGAACCUCAACCUAGUACAAGUCAAGAACGGGAUGAAGAUUUUAGUUCUUUGACAGAACCCAAAGCAACAAUUGGACAGAAAAUCUUUGAAAUUUUAUAUUUGAUAUGGGCAUUUAUCGAUGGCUUUUUGAUUAGCUUGACUCGCUUUUUGAACAAGUAUUCUAGAAAUUACAGAGUUAUUUUAAAAGUUUUGGCUAAGGAGAAAAAAAUCCUCAAGGAACAAACUAACUACAACAUUGGUGUUCGUAUGGGUACCGAUCAAAUUUGGCAACCUGCAGGUUCUUACAAUAGCCUUUUAAGAAACUCAAGAAAAUCAGAUCAAGCAGCCCAAUUAAGUCCAUAUAUAGAUUAUGGAGACGAAAUGUCGUCAGUAGAUCAACCGACCAUCUUCAGAUUCGUUUUAGCCUGCUGGUAUCUUAUAAUGAGCAGAUCAGAAAUUGUUUGCUACUUUGUUAUCUUCUUUAACCAACUUCGGAACUCGAAUUUGAUAUCUCUGCCUCUACCUCUCAUGGUAUUCUUUUGGGGAUCUUUAACCAUACCAAGACCAUCGAAAACGUUCUGGGUUACGAUAAUAGCGUACACUGAAGUCGUCGUAUUGUUAAAAUUGGUCUUCCAAUUUGAUAUCAUGCCUGGGAAUAGAAUGAGGGAGCAUACAGAAUUCUUAACGUCAGUUAGUGAGAGCAAUCCAUUUUAUCCGCCAGUUUUGAUUGGUCUACAUAAGACUAAAGAUAUGCAGGCUGUAUGGGAUCUCUUGUUGCUGCUAGUAGUAUUUUUCCACAGAGUUCUUUUGAAGUCUAUGGGCAUAUGGAGUUCAACGGCACCAGUAACAGCAGCCCUUAUACCCGAUGGCGAUUAUAAAGUUGAUGACGAACAGUUAAUACCUUUAGAUGAUAAUAUAGAAGAAGACGACGAAAUAAAAUCUGAUGAAAGUCAACCAUCCACUUCUACUCCAAAGUCCAAGUCUGCCAGAAGACAUUCAGUGGAACAAGAAGAUGUUGUAGUAAUAAAAAGUGCGAGAUUAAGAAAAAUACAUAAUGCCGUCAUGGCAAUUCGUAUGGGGCUGGGUAAAUAUGCCGAGGAGUUAAAACUAUUUAUACAACAACUGCUAGAUCCUACUUCAAGAGUUACAGCUGAUGUAUACUCUUUCAUGUUUCUGUGUGAUUUUAUAAACUUCUUUGUGAUUUUAUUUGGAUUUAACGCCUUUGGAACACAGCAAGAUGGAAGUGUUUCUGACUAUUUAAAAGACAAUAAAGUUCCACCUCUAUUUCUUUUUAUGCUAAUAUUCCAGUUUAUGUUGAUCAUUAUAGAUAGAGGAAUAUAUCUAAGAAAAAAUAUUCUAGGAAAAAUAAUCUUCCAAUUUCUCCAAAUUAUUAUACUCCAUGUAUGGUUAUUUAUUUUGUUCCCAAUUAUAACUAAGAGUGCUUGUAACACCUUAUUACCUCCACAAAUCUACUAUAUAGCCAAAUGUAGCUACCUCCUACUAUCCGCAUACCAAAUAAGAUGUGGAUAUCCAACAAGAAUCCUAGGAAAUUUCCUAUGUAAAGGAUACGGUUAUAUAAAUAUGUUCCUAUUCAAAGGUUUUAUGUUAGUACCAUUUUUGUUUGAAUUACGAACUUGCAUGGACUGGAUGUGGACGGAAACUUCCAUGGCAAUUUUCGAUUGGAUUAAACUAGAGGAUAUUUUCCAACACAUAUUUUUAUUAAAGUGUUCCAGAAACGUUGAAGAUGAAUUCCCUCAACCUAGAGCCCAGGAAAAGAGUCGAGUAGUAAAAUAUUUUAUGGGUGGAGCUUUAUUAGCAGUAAUUAUAGGCAUAAUUUGGUUCCCACUAGUGUUCUUCUCCUUGGGUGACGCUGUUGGAGAUCCCAACAUACCGUCAGAUGUUGCUUUAGAAGUUCGUAUUGGACCAUACGAACCAAUUUACAAGAUGACGGUGCAAGCUAAUUCUAUUUUCCAAUUUAACGAAAACCAGUUAGUAGAAUUAAAAAAAAUUUACAACGCUUAUCAAGUAUCCGAAAACUUUAUAUUUAAAUAUGAGGCUGUUGAUAUUGCUGCUAUUAAAUUGAAUACGGAUUCUGCUAACAUCUGGAGUAUAUCACCGCCUGAUAGACAGAGGAUGCUUGCUGAAAUAAAUUCCACAAAACCUCUAAAGGUUAGACUUGAGUAUAAAAUAACGCAUAAGACAAGCAAAGCGGAAGACUCUGGCAUAAUUACACAUGCAAGAGAAAUUCAAAUGGAAGCCAGUACGCCUACUAAGAUUAAUGAAGACAGAGAAAAUCUUCUGAAAAUGUUAAAAAAUGAAACAGCAGAACCAGUGCUGUUUCCGUAUUUACUGCCAAAAUUUAUCAAAGUAACGGAUAGGGGCACAGCCGAUCCUAUUAGCGUAUUAAUGUUGGAUAAACCAGAUCACAGAGCCACGGAAUAUCGAAAUUUAUCCAUCAGACUACUUAGAGAGAUGGAGGGAAAUUUGGAGCAAUCAUGGUGGAAAGUGAACGAAAUGUGCGAUGACUACAAUUACGAAACUUUUUUGGAUAAAAUUCCGCUAAAUGAUUGCAAGCAGUCUGUUAUUUUAUAUUCCUUUAACGACAAAGUCUUUCCGCCAACAUUAAACAUUCUUACUCAGGGAGGCAUCAUCGGCCUUUAUACAACAAUCGUUCUCGUUGCAUCGCGUAUACUUCGUGGCUUCUUCGCCGACGGCAUGGCUAAAAUCAUGUUCGAUGAUCUACCCAUGUCGACCGUGUCCUCAGGCUUUGUCUGGACGUUUACCUCGUGAGAGAGGCGCAUGAAUUUGCUUUAGAGGAAGACCUCUUCGCCAAACUUGUGUUCCUCUUUAGGUCGCCGGAGACGCUCAUUAAGUGGACGAGACCUAAAGAGGAAGUAGCGGACGAUGACGAUCCUGAAGGCGAUGGGGAUUAGAGUUCUACUGUAAAAGGGAAGGAUUGGUUAUACACGUAUUGAUCUCUAAACGAGAUAACUUUUAUUGUAUAUUGAUUGUAGGGUUUUUCGGAGAGAUAUUUUUAAAAUGCUAAAGAUAUGUGCCGUGAAUAGUUUUAAGUAUCAUUAAUAUAAAGAGAAUAUAUUAUGUUUACACAUAAUCGAUAAUGGGAUAUUAAUUGAUUUAAACUUGAUCGUGGAAUUUUUUCUAUUCUUUUUAUAUUUAGACUAUAAUCGGGUCUGAAAAACAUGUUCAUAAUAAAUAAAUUUGAUACUUUUAAUCAAAAGUAAACCAAAAUGUAAAAUUUGUUGAUUAUAUAGCUGAGUUUUGUUGAUGACAUUCGAACAGGCUUUUGAAAAGCUAAUAUAAUAUUGCUUUUUAAGGCGGCUUUCUAAUGGGUUUAUUACUCCAUCCCUUUUACAGUUGAAAGUUAUAGUAUACGUUCCAAACCUAUUCCAUAACUAAAUAACGAUCAUAAUAAGUGACUGGAUAAAUUGAGCAUUUAAAACAUAUAUGUAUAAAAAAUCGAUGGCAGAUUGAAUGACAAAAAGCUGAUCAAUAAUGUAUAUUCAUUGUGGAACGGUAUCUUCCUCAAAGAUGCUAUGAUCUCAUGAAUUGAUUUCUACUACCGGUUUAUUAUUAUCUGUCCAGCAUGUGCACGGAAACAUAAUACUUUGAUAAUACAUUUUGGAACGUAGCUAUUAAUUUGGUGGGGUUUUAUUUGGGUUUUUGAUGACGAUUUUUAAAGUAUAUUCGAAAUCAGGGAUAAACAUAUCGAUUUACUUAAUACGUGUAAUUUUUAUUUAACGUCAUUAAAAUUGUAUUUCACUUACGAAUAGAUACAAAACUAUAGCUGUUUAAAUCUUUAUUGGUAAAGUUAAAUUUUAAAAUACCUAUUUUACAUAUUUUAUCCUUAUAAAGCUCAUAUUCAUUCCAAGAGAUUUGGAAUGUUUUUUUAAUAUUUCAACUUUUU
Messenger RNA from Diabrotica balteata, 8274 nucleotides. The record is from the annotation of a GenBank genome assembly. NCBI's taxonomy places the organism in Eukaryota, Metazoa, Arthropoda, Insecta, Coleoptera, Chrysomelidae.